Paramecium sonneborni is the source of this 1853-nucleotide messenger RNA. The record is from the annotation of a GenBank genome assembly. Lineage: Eukaryota; Ciliophora; Oligohymenophorea; Peniculida; Parameciidae.
AUGAAUAGUAUAUAAAAUACUUCAUAAGAAAUUAGAAUAAAUAAUCUUUAAACAGAUUUAAAACAGUUGUCAACCAAUACAAAUUUAUAUGUACUUUAAUCAAAAGAUGAUAUAGCAUCAUUAAAUGAUAAGUUAAAUUUUAUCAUGAAUUAGUAAAAUUAGAAUACUUCUGUAUAAUAAUGAUUCUAUAGUUAGAGCAUAAAUAUGAUUUAAGAGAAAUUGAAUUAAAGAGUUGAACAAAUUUUUUAAGAGCACGAAACUAAUCUUCUUAAUAAAAUAAAAGGAAUUGAGGAGUAAAAACAAUUAUAACAGGAAGAAGAUAUAAAAAAAAGAUAAGAGAUGUUGAAUAAAUUUUAAUACUUAGAUUAAUUAGUAGAUUAAUUGGAUAAAAAAUUUGAAUUAAAGGCCAACGAUAAAUUUAUUGUUAAUACAAUAUAAAAUAACCUAAUCAAUAAUUAACUACUUCAAUAAACAUUAAUUGAAAAAUCGAUAAAGUUAAUUGAUGAACUUAUAAAAUAAAAAUUGGAUGAGAUGUAAAAGUGGACAGAUGAAAAGAUUUAAUAGUAAUAUUAUCAAAUAUAGAAUUUUUCAACUUAUUUAAGGAAAUCAGAAAGAGUGGUUGAAGAAUUAUCAAGUGCCAUAACACUUACUAAAAAUUCAACAAUAGAAUUUGAAAAAGAAUUUAAUUAAUAGAUUAGUGACAUUUCAUAAAAAAAUUAAAUUUUUAAGGAAACAAUUACUAUAUAAACUAAAGGGUAAUAAUUUUUGGUUAUUGUUUUAGAAUGCUAACUUAGAGUACAUAACUAAGGUAAUAAUUUGAUUAAUUAGAACAAUAUAUUUAAGUUGAAUUUAAUAAAAUAUAAUAGAAUCAAGGAAAUAUUUUAUCUUAAAUUCAAACAAAGAUAGAUUCCAUGAACAAUUAUAUAUAAUUCUGUUUAAAUAGUUCAGAAUAAAAAUUAUUUUCUCAAUGUAAAUAAGAAGAUUAAAAUAUGAUGGAAAAACUUACAAGUGAGUUUGAAAGAAGGUUUAACAUUAUUCAAGAUAAGACAAUUUCUUUAGAAUAGGAAAUAAAUAAUUAAGCAGAAAUUAAUAACCAGACAAAAGAAAAAUUAAAUAAUAUUUUAAAAAGUUAAUAGGUUCAUUAAAGAUUAUAUCAAAAAAAAGAGGGAGUACCUUAAAUGAAUUAGAAAUAAAAUACAAAAGAUUAGUUGUUAGUUAUUGACAAUUUAUUUAGAUAUAUAUCAUAGAUAUAUGCUUAAAUUCAUAAAUAAAUCUAAUUACCAGAAAAUGAAUAAAUUUAAGCUAUUUAAGAAUCUACUAGAAAUUCAUAAUCUUGUUCUUAAGUAAUUCUAAUUGAAGAAUAAUCAAAAUCUACAAAAAAAAUAAAUGUAUCUCCAAAUAAAAGUCCUGAAAGAGUUGAGAAAUUAAUAACUGAUAAAUAGGAUCCAAAAGAUUUGAAAAGUUAGAUGUCAUCUGUAGAAAGAAUUUAAGGAGAUUAUCAUAAAAAUUAUGAUAAAAGUCCAUUUGCUACUAUAGAAAAACCAAGCAAAGGAGAUAAAAUUGGAGAAGAAAUGUUUAGUGAUUCAAAAUUAUAAGAAUCAAAUCGUUAUCCAUUAUUAGUAGUUGGAAAGAGUAUAUAUAUAAAUAUUAACUUAGCUUAAAUAUUGGAUAUAAGACCAUAAUAAGAUAUAAUGUCUUUACAAUAAAAAGUCAAAAAGGUCUAAAGUAUUCUAGGAGUAGACAUUCUUGGUUAAAGAUAAUAUAAUCAUUCAUAUUAAGCUUAAAGAUGUAACUCUGCAUCUAAAAGACUUCCUAAAAUAAAUUCAAGAAAUUUAAACUUUAGUAUAGAUUGA